This is a messenger RNA of Spodoptera exigua (beet armyworm), 725 nucleotides long. NCBI's taxonomy places the organism in Eukaryota, Metazoa, Arthropoda, Insecta, Lepidoptera, Noctuidae. The record is from the annotation of a GenBank genome assembly.
AUUCUGAAGAAAUAUUUUCAUAUUUCCGCUUUAAAAAUGACUGAAAGUCAAGAAAAUAUUUUCCUUUUCGUUCCUAAUAUAAUUGGUUUUGGUAGAGUAAUCCUUGCGAUUAUAUCCUUUUAUUUUAUGCCAACACAUUGUAUUUUGGCGUGUGUCUGCUAUGUUACUUCGGCUUUAUUGGACGCUAUCGAUGGGCAUGCUGCAAGAUACUUUAAUCAAAGCACAAAGUUUGGUGCAAUUCUGGAUCAGCUAACUGAUCGUGCUGGUACUGCCUGCCUGAUGAUGACUCUGGCAACAUUUUACCCACAAUACACAUUCUGGUUCCAAAUAUCCAUGGCUAUUGACAUCACCUGCCACUGGAUGUAUCUUCACACUGUGACCCUGCAGGGCAAAGCAUCUCAUAAGUUCAUUGACAUGUCAGAGAAUCCUAUCAUGCGCAUCUAUUACACAAAUAAAUUGGUUCUCUUCUUCAUGUGUGCUGGCAAUGAGGCUUUCUAUGCUGCUCUCUAUGUGAUGUACUUCUACAGUGGUCCUACAGUUCUGGGAAUUGGCCUGUACAAGCUGAUUGCUAUCAUCUCAGCGCCAGUGGCAAUCGUGAAGGCUGGCAUAUCAGUGUUGCAGGGUGUUGUUGGAGCCAUUAACUUGUCUACUAUUGACAUCAAUGAGCGGGCUGCUCUAGCUGCUAAACAAAAGAACUAAAAACAAUACAACUGGGUCACAAGCAA